AUGCCCGAAAAUGCUCUACUCGUUACGAUCGAAUCAAAUUCAGCGUCAGCUGCCAUUGCUCGCCGUAUUCAUGAACAUGCUGGUGUCGAUCAUCAAAUUCACAUCGUUGUUGACUCGACUAAUCUAGCCAUUCCUCAAUUAAGAAGACUAUUCAAUGUCGAUUCAUUCGAUUUGAUUUUUAUUGAUCACAACAAAAAUGUUUAUCUGCGUGAUUUGAAACUGCUCGAGCAGGAAGGUUUGGUUAAACGUGGCACCGUGAUUGUUGCCGACAAUGUGGUAAUACCAGGCGCACCAGACUAUCUGAAAUAUAUUCGAAACUCACCAGAUUACAGUACACAAUUGCAUAAGUCAAAACUUGAAUAUUCGAAUUACAUACCCGAUGGUGUCGAAGUUUCAAUGCGUCUUUGA
Rotaria sp. Silwood2 is the source of this 408-nucleotide messenger RNA. Lineage: Eukaryota; Metazoa; Rotifera; Eurotatoria; Philodinida; Philodinidae. The record is from the annotation of a GenBank genome assembly.